This is a messenger RNA of Mercenaria mercenaria, 6219 nucleotides long. RefSeq names its product outer dense fiber protein 2-like. The transcript has 21 exons. Bases 161 to 2770 code for a protein of 869 amino acids. The record is from RefSeq and is a predicted model, not a curated record. NCBI's taxonomy places the organism in Eukaryota, Metazoa, Mollusca, Bivalvia, Venerida, Veneridae. Gene Ontology annotation, cellular component: centrosome. Gene Ontology annotation, biological process: regulation of cilium assembly.
AUCAGUAACCAAUCAAAUUACAGAAUUCAUUACUGGACGUAAACAAAAAUUGAGCAUCUGUCAUGGAUUUUCAUAAUUUGAACUGAAAUUUCAGCAAGAAAAGUAAUGAAAAACAACUGAUAUAUAACAAUUUUAGAUCGCCAAAAUUUAUUUUUAAAAGAUGCCAGGGACUAAAGGGUUGCGACCAACAUCUCCUGUCCAUGUGCAUGUAGAUGACGAUGUUCCUGUUCAUGUCCAUGUAAAACAGCCAAAGAAAAAGAAAUCUGGAGUUACAAGUACAAAAAAGUUUACAAAAAGUACAAUAUCUUCUAGAGCCCGUAGUAAGAGCCCUUCCUCUGGACCAUGGGUUCCACCUCCAGCAAAAGCAACAAAGGGGUCUAAAGUAUCUUGGCAGUGGGUAAAUCCGUUAUGCAAGAGCCGGUCAAGCGGAAAAGGUACAAAAGGACGUCAUCGGAAACAAAAACUGUACAAAGGCCCCACCCACAGACUCGAGAUCCACACCCCACGAGAUGCUCUACGUAUGGAGGACCUUAGCACAGAUGAGGAAGAUCGUGUUCAUAAUGAGAUGCGCAUUUAUGAAAAUAAAAUUGAAAAUCUUAUGAGUGAAGUGGGAACCCUCAAAAAUGAGGUUGAGCUGCAGCGGACUUUACGUGAAAAUGAACGUCAAGAAGAUGAAUUGAACACAUCACGACGUAUCCUUGAGGAGCAGGAACGUGAGCUUGAGGACUACAAGGAUGAGUUGACGCAGAGUUCACGUGAAAACAGGCUACUCAAACAGAGUAUGGGGAUUCUUAGAGAUGAGGCUGAAACUGUUAGGGCAGAGGCUGAUUUGUUGAAUCGUGAACGUGAGAAGUUGAUGAAGAAAUUGAUCGAGGUUGAGAUGGACGGACAGUCAGCUGCCAAACAAGCCUCACAGCUCCGAGAUCUUGUUAGAAAAUUCAGACAGGAUACAAGAAUAUCUCAGGGCGACAGUGCUAGGUUGGCUAAAACUAAAGACCUGCUUCUAGAGAAACUAGCUGAUUUUGAAGCAACAAAUCGCACAUUGAGACGCUUUCUACGGGAACAGCACAAACAAGAGGCUGCGGCACUCAGACUAAGUGAGCAGCGGGAUAUACUCAUAAAGAAGCUUGCAGAUACUGAUAUCUCAAAUGAGCGACUGCGGUCUGAACUGCUUGAUAGAGAUCGAAUGAUUGCAGAACUUCGGGUGCAGAUAGAAUCCAAUCGGGAAGAAAAUUUGGCCCUGACAAAGUUACAGAGCUCCCUAGAGUCCACAAGGGGUCAUUUACAGAAAGAACUACGUAUGAAAGAAGCUGACUGUAACAGAAUGGCAGUUCAAGUCAGGACAUUAGAAAGUGACAAUGCACAGAAUAAGAUAGAGAUAGACCACCUGCGGGACCUCGUUGCUAACGCAAAGGACAGAGCUGAGAGGGACAAAGAGGCCCUGAAGAAAGCUACAAGAGUUCAGAAACAGAAGGCCGCUCAGUCCGAGGACCGUGCCGAACAGCUUGCAGCGGAAUUGUUGGAGCGAGAUGCCAAACUUGAAGAUACACGUACACAACUUGAAGAGUUCUCAUUACGCCUUGAAAAAUCUGUGAAGGAACGUGCACAGUCUGCGGCAGAAAACACAGCAUUGAAAACGCGUCUAGAAGAGUUAGAGUCACUACUGGAGCGUGUAGACCAUAAUUCCAAGGCUCACAUUGAAGAACUCACUGCCAGAGUACAUACAAAGAGCUCUGAGGUUUCAGGUCUUAGUCUUGAAAAUGAACGUCUGAAGUCUUCUGUUGCCGCAAUCGAGACUAAAUUUGCCCAGGCAGAUGAGGAAUUAAUGCAGCUUCGGGCAAAUCUCAAACAUUAUGAGAAUCUUGUCGACGAAUAUAAAACACAGAUGAACCAGUCCAGGCGUGAAGCUGACGAGACGACCUUUGAACUCCGCGAGACCAAAAAAGACACUGAACGCAUUAAAGAAGAUAGUGAGGCUGAGCUGGAAAAGUUACGGUCACAAGCAUUCUCUUGUACUGCCUUCUCUGUUGUCCUGUGUGCGGUAAAAACACAACUUCAGGACAGGUUGCAAGAGUUACAGCCCUUGCCUGAGAUGUUGAAAAAUACAGAACUACGUUUACAUGAGUCUGAGGACAGCCUCAGGGCCUCUGAGAGAAGAAAUGCAGAAAAUAAUAAAGUUAUUGCAGAACUACAAACAAAGGUUGAUUCAAUGUCGGAAACAAUGGAGAGAAUGAAGGAGAAAUUACAAGGCUCUCAGACAGACAACCAUUCUAUGAAUGAACGUGUUGUCACCAUGGAAAGACGUUUACAGGAGGCCGAGGACCAGAAUAGAGAGCUUCUAACAACAGUAGCUAGGAGGGAGGAGGCCCUGCAUCAAAAUAAUUUACGACUGGAGGACAGGGAGAGAGAGAAUGCCAGUUUAACGCGUCAGUUGGAAGGUGCUCUCACAGACCUCCGUCGUCAGCAGGAACAGACCAGAGACAAGCAACAGGCAAAGGAACGUACCUUACAGACCCGCAUUGUUGACCUUGAGUCACAGCUUAGUCAAACUCGAGCUGAAGUUGCUCGAAUAAAGAGGGAGAAAGAGGAGACGGAGAGAAAGUUCAACUCUCGUUUAUAUGACCUCAAAGAUCGCCUGGAACAGUCACACAGUACCAAUCGUAGCAUGCAGAACUAUGUACAGUUUCUUAAAAACUCUUACGCUAACGUUUUCGGUGAUAGUUCUGUUAAUAUGAUGCCUUCUACACCAAUGCGAUCAGGAUAUCCAUGACAGAUACUUAAGUGAUUGAUGCAUUUUUUUGAUAUUUACGUGUAUUUUAGGUACUUUAUAUUAAAAUUAGAAAGAGAUUUUUAUACCAUUUCAGCAUAUCAGGUACUCUUAUUGAUUUAGUUGGACUGUUUACGCGAGCUAGAACUAUGAGUUUAUUUAUUGUCUGAGAGCUUAAUACUCUUGGUAUCUGUGCACUUUUAAGGUAGAAAUGUUUACGAGGCCAAAAAUGUUAUACUAGUAGUGUAUGUAUUUGCCAUGUAUACAUAUAGGAGUUAAUUCUUGUAUCAGUAAAUGUCUCAGUUGUAUUCAGAAAAUUACAGGUUCUUUGCGCAAUUUUGCAGUUAACGUUUAAAAAUAUACUUGUUAAAUCUAAACCUGAAGUCUUAAACAUGUAGAUGUACAUGAAGCUAUAAGCUUAAAUGAAUUUAUCAGACAAAUAUUUGCAGACACUUAUCAUAUCAUGUAUAGAGGUGCAGGCAGGUGCGAGUAUGAAAUCCAAACCUCUAAUGUUAUGGAAAAAUAUAUAACUGGGUAAAGACGAAGGAGUAAAAAUACUGUUUGGGAAUACAGUCCUUGUAUUAUCAUUUUGCACAAGAUAAGAUUAUUGCAAAUGAAAAUUAUUUUGCAUGGUCUGCUUCAUUUAGGGAGGUUUAUAUUUACCUUCAGACUUAUAUGAUUUCAUAAUGACUGGUAUGUAUAAACUGGUUCAUUUUCAAAAUUAAGCAUUUGUUUGAAAUUGAGCAAAUCCAUAUCUUGUUUUAAUUUAUUAUACAGUUAUUGACUUAUGUUGAGGUCAGUAUGUGUUUUUAUUGACCUUUUAAAAAAUGAUAUUGUUCGUAAAAACACAUAUUGACCGAAACAUAAGACUAUAAUUGUUAUAUUAUAUGCCCUUCUCAAAUGCACAUUUGACUGGCCUAUAUUUUAUACAUAUAAGAAAAAGUGAUAUCAGAAGAGUCAUUAUCAAAUCACCUGCCCCUCAUCGAUGUGGGUUCGAGCCUCACUCGGGGCGUUGAAUUCUUCAUGUGAGGAAGCCAUCCAGCUGGCUUACGGAAGGUCGGUGGUUCUACCCGGGUGCCCGCUCGUGAUGAAAUAAUGCACGGAGGGGCAUCUGGGGUCUUCCUCCACCAUUAAAGCUGGAAAGUCGCCAUAUGACCUAUCAUGUGUCGGUGCGACGUUAAAUCAAACAAAAAAAACAAAAAAAGAAGAGUCAUUAUCACUUUUGCAGGACAAUACCACUUUUUGCAGACCUGUGCGUGCACCCCUUUCAACCAAUCAAAUGAGCGCAUUUGAGAAGAGUAUAUAAUACUGUCUCAUAAUAACUUGUACAUUAAAAUCAUAGGUAAAGCAUUCAUUAAUUAAUAAUUAUAGGUGCUUUUUUUUCUUCCCUCUUUUUCACUUUAAAAAAAAAUUACCUUUAUUGAAGUAUACUGUAUAUUUUAUUAGGCACAGGAUCUUUUUUAUAUCACAACUGUAAUAAUCACAAUUGUAAAUUAAUAAGUAUACAUACAUGCAUAGUAUACUCGAGUUUUUUUAUUAAAAUCUAAUAGCACCUUGAUUUUAUGUUAUGGUUUUAGGGGAAACAAGGUACUAGUUCUAUUUUUUCAUCUUUUUUUUGUACGUAAUAUCUGUUUAGUGUCUGAAUAUUACAAGUAAUUGAUAAGAUAUUGUAAGAUAUAUACAUAAUGGUGUUAUAAUAGUAAUUUACUGCCAGGUUAGUGAACACAUAUCAUAUUAAGUCAUAUCCGUCCAAACAAUGUUUUUUUAGUCUUGCUUCAGUGUAAACUGUAUAACGUUUUUGCCAGUAUGUUUGAAAAAAGAAGUGAAAGUUUUAAAAUAAUAGUACUUUUUAUUGAGUCAAAGAACGGAAUAACAAGUAUUUUUGCUUUUAUUAUACCUUAAUGGUGCCUCAAAGCAUUGUUCAAUAUUGACUAAAGGAUGACAAGACAAAAUCCCCAUGCUCAGUUUAGACAAAUAGGAUAGGGGUCCGGAUUUUGUCUGCUUGGUCAAAUUUAUCUUGGUGGAAUUUCGUCCACAGGCAGCCGCAAACAAUAAUAUGGGUGGUUAAGUAAAGUUGUACAUGUAAAUGUAGAGGCGACUUUUUGACAGAAUUUUAGAUGUAAAUACACAUAGAACUAACAGUUUCACAGCAGGAAUUUUGCAUUUGUACAGAGAUCUGGACACAUACCUGUGUUUUUAUUUAUUUAUCUGUGAUAAAAUAUUGAUGUUAAAUGUUUGUUUCUGCUUUACUUACUUUUUAAUUUUUACACAACUAUUUAGGUUGUCAUGUCUUUGAGUAUAAUGUGCUAUGUAUGCACUAUAUGGGAGGUAAAUUUCACUAGUGGUUGUUCUUUUCAUAUUAACUAUAGUUAAGAUGACCUUAUUGCCUUCAUUAAAUGUGAAAUAUAAAUAAUCCUUAUAGACGCAGUAACUUUGUUUUACGUUUUUUGCUUGCAUGAAAUUUACUCAGUCUGCAAUUGUUAGUUUAAAAAGCUUUAAAAUUAAAAAAGUGAAAUAUUGUUUCAGUCAUUUAGAAAGCAUCUUUUACAAGAUCUGCUGUUACAUAAAAAUCUAGCUUUUUUUAUCCAGUUUAUGUGAAAAUGUUAUUGAACAUCUUCUAGUAUAGCAAUGAUUUAGUUGAAGCAAAUGUCAUGAAUUACUGAUAAAUCAAAGGCUGAAUUUUUCGCUCUGUACUUUUUUUUGACAUUCGGAAGUCAAGAAGAGGACUUUUAUUUCGAAUCAGCAGCUUGUGCCUGUUAUUUAGACUUCUAUUAAGGUAGUUCUGCACAUUUCAUAAUUAGGAAGUGUAGAAAAUGUAGAGAAAAAACUCAAAAAUAUUGACACAUUAAAUAAUUCCAAAUAAUGCCUUCAGAUCUGCUUGAAAUUUGUAGAUCCCUUAAAUCAAGUACCUCAAAAAAAAGCAUUCAGGCCUACACAUUUUAUUUGACCAAUAAUAUUUAAUAUACAAUGUUGAUUUACAACCUUGAAAACAUUCAUAAAAAUCUAUGUUAUAGAAAAAUUCUUUUUAGCAUAAAUUUUAUCAAAAUUUGAAUUUUCCCGUUGACUCCCAUUAAGAAAAUUUAUUUGGGGUCCAAAUUUCUUCAGUAUGGCAAGAAAAACAAGCUCGUAACCCUGCCUUUUUUAUUUGCCAUAUUUUCUAAGUAUAUUCCGAAGUUUUGAAAAAACUGGGUUUAACUGAAUUCUAAAUUGUAGAAUAAAACAUCUGAAUGUGCAAAAUUACCUUAACUGAAUUUUCAGAUUACUCACAGGAAGUAAUCAUGUGUGAAGAUGAAAUGUUAUGGUAGAUCAUUUUUACUUGAAGUCUUUAUACUGGUAUAUUGAUGUGAGGAAUUCAUUUUAAGGGAAGACUACAAAAAUGAAUUUUAGGCUCAGGCAUUGUUCUUUAUUAUGUAUACAAUCGAAAAUAGAAAUAAAAGUAUUUUUAUAAUACA